Molecule: messenger RNA, 1518 nt
Organism: Vigna unguiculata (cowpea)
Lineage: Eukaryota; Viridiplantae; Streptophyta; Magnoliopsida; Fabales; Fabaceae
Product: damage-control phosphatase At2g17340-like
Biological process (GO): coenzyme A biosynthetic process
Cellular component (GO): cytosol; nucleus
Molecular function (GO): pantothenate kinase activity; ATP binding
Source: RefSeq, a predicted model, not a curated record
UAACAUAUGAUAGCUCUUUAUUUUAUGCAGCAUGGCAACAGUUUCAAUGGGAAUUGUAUCACCAACUCAGACUCAGCUACUGCACUUGCUACCACACUGUCCUCCAUCAAUAUCCUUAUAUGUCUAUACUUCUUCUCUUACACUCUCAUCCAAGCCUAAGACCAUUCAUCAAUCCACAAAAACUUGUGUUCACUCCAAAUUACUAGAGGAAGCCAUGGGGAGUACGUCGCAGUUGGUGCCAUUGCCGUUGUUGGUGAAUGAGAAAUACACAGCAAGCACCAUUCCUUGGAGGGUCCCUUCCGACGAUCCACACAUUCCCACUCCCACCGAGCUAUCUUGGAUUAAUCUCCUCCACAAUACUAUCCCCACCUUCAAGAAGCAUGCUGAGAGUGAUGCCUCUGUUCCUGAUGCUGCAGAUAAAGCUGAAACUUUUGCUCAAAGGUAUGCUAGAAUACUUGAAGAUUUCAAGAAAGAUCCUGCGGGUCAAGGCGAGCCUCUUGAUAUCUUUGUUCUAUGCAGAAUUCGUGAGCAAGUCCUCAGGGAACUCGGAUUCACAGAUAUCUUCAAGAAAAUAAAGGAUGUAGAGAAUGCAAAUGCCAUGUCCCUAUUUGAGAAUGUUGUUCGUCUUAAUGAUGCCAUUGAAGAUGAAGAGAAACGCCUGGAGAAUUUAGUUAGAGGAAUUUUUGCAGGGAAUAUAUUUGAUCUUGGUGCAACACAGCUUGCGGAGGCUUUCGCCAAGGAUGGAGUGUCUUUUUUAUCUACAUGUCAAAAUCUUGUCCCUCGACCUUGGAUUUUUGAUGACCUUGAGACUUUCAAAGUGAAAUGGAGCAAGAAGCCCUGGAAGAAGGUGAUCAUAUUUGUUGAUAACUCAGGUGCUGAUAUCAUUUUGGGUAUUCUGCCAUUUGCCAGGGAGCUCCUUAGGCGUGGGAGUCAGGUUAUAUUAGCUGCUAAUGAGUUACCUUCCCUCAAUGAUGUGACUUACUCUGAGCUAACUGAAAUCAUAUCAAGGUUAAAGGAUGAAGAAGGAUAUCUCAUGGGUGUCUCUACUUCAAAUCUUUUAGUUGCCAACUCUGGAAAUGAUUUGCCUAUUAUUGACCUUACAAGGGUGUCACAGGAACUAGCAUACCUCACCAACGAUGUAGAUCUUGUCAUCUUAGAAGGGAUGGGUCGUGGAAUAGAAACAAAUCUCUAUGCUCAGUUUAAAUGUGAUUCCCUCAAGAUUGCUAUGGUCAAACAUCCUGAAGUUGCAGAAUUUCUUGGGUCUCGUUUAUAUGAUUGCGUGAUCAAAUACGAUGCAGUUUAGACUUUAAAUGAAGAGUGAUUAUUUAUUCGAUUAAAUUGAUAAUUAAUGCUACAUUUGCAUUUAGUCAGUGCUUAUUGAUGUCAGGCAUUGAGGUUAGGGAAGAUCUUUACCAACAUGAGCCAACAACACAAGGAAAUUUAAUAUUGUUUUCAACCUAAAAUUUUAAGGUUGGUAAGUCUUUAUCAUUUAUAUAUUUUAUUUAACUUUCAUUUUGA